AUGUCUAUUUUUGAUAAGAGGUACCUCACAGAGGGGCAGCUGAAGGGUUUCGACAAUUACAAGGUAAGCAUGUGAUGUUAUUUACCUGUGACAUGUGGUUGAAUAUUUUUUAAAGGCUAAUUUGUUGUUAUUUAACAGGUUUUAUUGUUUAUAACUAAUUAGAUGUAACUUAUUUUAAUAUUAUUCUAAUUUGUGAUAAUAUUUUUAUGAUUUUAGUACAAUUGCAUUGAUAAUUCCCCCAUCGCAGUCUACAUAUCACAUCCGUUUUGGAAUUGGGUCGUUAACGUAUGUUAUAGUAGUAUAUUGACGUUUGAUUUGAUUAAAACGUAAAAUAUUAGACAUUAUUGGAAGUCAAUGAAGUGUCACAGUUUUUGUGAAGCUCUCGUUUUAGUUUUACCCUAAAUGGCUGGCCCCAAACGUACUAACUCUGGCUGGAGCCCUCUUGGUGAUGGGAUGCUACUGGUUGGUAGCCUUCUACGAUUACUACUUUAAUGUCAACUCGUCUCCAGAGGCUGCGGAAAGGUUUCCGCCAUGGCUAUGGGUGUUAUGUGGAGUUUGUACGUUCCUAGCACAUACUUUGGAUGGCACUGAUGGGAAACAGGCCAGACGGACGGGUGCUUCUGGUCCUACUGGAGAGUUGUGUAGGUUCAGUUCUUAAUGUUGUUAUUGUAUUUGUCAGAAACUAAUAAUUAUUGUUUAAAUUAUUUGUUUGUGCGAAUAUUAGUGUGAAUCUACACAUGAUUCUUCACCUUAAAUGAUCUUGUUUUAGUUGAUCACGGGUUGGAUUCGUGGUCGACAGUGCCAUUUACAUUAACCAUCUUUUCCUUGUUCGGCCAAGGAGAGUACAGUAUUAGCCCGAUCCGACUACUGAUCGUUCUGAUCUCUGUACAGCUGGUGUUCAUCGUUACUCAUUGGGAAAAGUACAAUACUGGUGUCAUGUUCUUGUCAUGGGCUUACGAUGCUAGUCAAUAUGUAAGUGUGUUGAAUGUGUAUGAAGAUCGUAAUUUAAUUAUUUAUGUCAUCUUUGAUUUAACUUUUACAGGGUCUUUCGUUGUUUUACCUUUUCGCCUACUUAAAAGGUCCAGAGUACUUCAGAUACUAUGUUGUCUCGAGGUAUACCUUUGCUCAGUGUUUUGAAGCGUCAUUUUAUGGUAAGUCUACAUACAGAAGAUAAGAUUCUUUUCAGUUUGUUGUGUUUUAUCCUUCUUCAUGUCAUUCUACAACAUGUAUCAGGCUUACUUUGUCACGAAAACUGGAAAACAGGUAAUUUUACUAUAAUAUAAUUCGUUAAUUGUAACUUUUGUUAAUGAUAUUGUUUUAGAAUUACUAUUCUCGACAGUUACCUAAUUUUUACAGAAAUUGUUUUAGCUUGCUAGUUAAUGUAAUAUUGUAUAAUUUAUAUUGUGGUUUCAGCCGAACGUGUUUGAGUUUAUCCUUCCCAUGAUCUCUCCAAGUGUUCUCUUUGUAGCUUCGAUUUUCUGGGGGGUCUACUCUCCUCAGGACAUUAUCCACAAGGAUCCUCGACUGUUCUUGUGGUGUAUGGGCGUUGUCUUCUCCAAUAUUGCAGUAAGUUCUUAACGAUAUUGUUGUUAAUAAAUCAUGGUUGUAGGUUUAUGUACAAUGUAAACUAUAAUUUUGUAAAAUCUUACUCUUUGUAAAGUAAGAAAAUGAUUUGUAGGUCAGACUGAUCAUAGCACAGAUGUCAGGAACAAGAUCCGAGAUUGUGAAUCCCUUACUAGGUGUCUACCUUCUGAUUGUGUUUGGAGCCGUUGGCGGGUUCUUUGGAGCCAGAGAAAUACUCGUCCUCACCGUUGCCUCAUGGGCAUUGACAUUGGCACACAUCCACUACGGUGUUUGUGUGGUAAGUCUAACAUAAUAUUGAAACGUUGUACAAAAUGGCAGUAUUAUUGUUUCAAACUUCACAUAACUAGAUUUAAAAGUUAAAAUGACCCACUUGAUAUCUAAUAUUAAAAUUGCAGGUUCGACAGCUCUGUGACCACUUCAAGAUCUACGCUUUCAACUUAUCAUAUCUUGAAGAAAAGAGUAGUUAG
Molecule: messenger RNA, 2051 nt
Organism: Bursaphelenchus okinawaensis
Lineage: Eukaryota; Metazoa; Nematoda; Chromadorea; Rhabditida; Aphelenchoididae
Source: the annotation of a GenBank genome assembly